AUGAGUCCUCUAACAAUAACAACGAAAUAUAGGGAGAAAAUGAAAGAAGACGUCGAGAAAUGGCAGGAAUACAAGAAGAAAGAAGCUAAACGAAAUCAAGAGUACCGAAAAAGAUUAUCGCAAAAAAUGAAAAGUGAUAGCAAUUUAUUAGAAAAGAAGAAAGAAAAGGACCGUGUUAGGCAGCAAGUUUUGCGUCAAAAAAAGAGCGUAAAUAAUAUUGGUAGUUUGAAUUGCGAUAUUUACAGCUGUAAGCAAACGAUGGGAAAAGCAAUAAAAAAAGUUGAGCGUGCGUUACCUAGAAACCUGAAUAGAAAAAUAGCUAUCCUCAAAUCUUUAUGCAAUAAAUAUCUUAGGCCAACAGAAACGAUGGAUGAAAAUACUACCAAGUCAUCAAAAAGCCUGAUGCGUGAAAAAUUAAUUGAAAAAUUCUUUUUGCAAGAUGGAAUCAGCGUUCAAGCUCCUGGGAGAAAGGAUACAAUGCUAAUCAAUGGGAAAGUAGUCUCAAAACGUUUUAUGCUUAUGACCUUAGCAGAAGCAUAUCAACUCUUCAAAUCAGAAUAUACCGAGGAAAAACUCACAUCCGAAGAACCCACCGAUGACAAUAUCGUACAGAACAUUAAUGAUAAGGAACAACUUGAAAAUGAUGGCGAAGAGGAAGUCGAAGAAGAACCGCAGAAGAGGCAUUAA
Molecule: messenger RNA, 687 nt
Organism: Anastrepha ludens (Mexican fruit fly)
Lineage: Eukaryota; Metazoa; Arthropoda; Insecta; Diptera; Tephritidae
Exons: 3
Coding region: 1-687 (228 amino acids)
Source: RefSeq, a predicted model, not a curated record